Messenger RNA from Phlebotomus papatasi, 1276 nucleotides. RefSeq lists its product as uncharacterized. The transcript has 4 exons. Bases 244 to 1164 code for a protein of 306 amino acids. NCBI's taxonomy places the organism in Eukaryota, Metazoa, Arthropoda, Insecta, Diptera, Psychodidae. The record is from RefSeq and is a predicted model, not a curated record.
GAUGUUGGUCUCAUUUUCGAUCCACUUCAGUUUUAUUUCUGCAAAGUUCACGCUAACAUCAAACUGAGCAGACGGAAUUUAGUGAUUAUUUUAUGGGGUGCUGGCGAAAACCUCAAAGAAAAUUCUUGAAAACUUGACACCGUUUGCCAUAGAAAAUUUUGGUGUGCAAUAGUUAUAGCGAAAAGUUCGAAAAGCAACAACCAAGUAUUUCACAGAUUGUGAAUACUUUUAUAAUAAAAUAUCAUGCAUAAAUCGAAAAUUUACGCAAUCCUCCUUCUGGCGGUGGCUCACAUUAAUGCUGCAGACGAUAAAUGGUCUUGGUCGAAGAACAAUCCAAAUCGCGAUAGUGAUCUAAUAGACCGUGCGGAUUAUCAGGGUGGAAGUGCACGGAUACGUGUACCAACCAAUUCUCGCCCAUAUCAAAUUGAGGAAGAUCGAGUAGAGCCAACAACACCACGACCUAUUGGCUCUCCUAAUUCCCAGAAGGAUGAAUUCUACAAUGAAUUUGGAAAUCAACAAGGUGGACAGAAUGGUCAGCGUUUCAAUGGAUUCGGUCUAGCAAAUGGUCAAUUUCCACCCAACUACAAUGGUCUGGAAGGUGCGGGCGCUGGUGGACCUAAUCGAUUUGGCAAUUUUGGUCCCGGUAAUGGAGUCAAUACACAGCCAGGAUUUGGUGGCUAUGGAAGACCUGGUGGCGGCUUUGGGGGUGGCUUUGGUGGACCCGGAGGACCUGGUGGAUUUGGUGGACCUGGUGGACCUGGUGGAUUUGGUGGACCUGGUGGACCUGGUGGAUUCUUAGGUCCUAACAGGGGCAAUCCUGCCAAUGGUGUUCUCGUAGGACCCGGUGGACCCACUGGUAUUAUCGGUCGGCCUCCACCUUUCAAUCGUCCAGGUGGUUAUGGAGGAGGCUAUGGCUAUGGAGGCUUGCCAGCAGGUAGUGGAUUUGGCCCAGGUGGUCCAGGUGGUCCAGGUAUACCACCACAAGCCGGCUUCUAUCCACCCGGUUCUGGUCUCGGAAAUGGCCCAUUUGGCGGCUUUGGUGGACGUCCAGGUGGUGGUAUUGGUGGCUUUGGGGGAGCACCCUUCAACCGACCAUAUGACGACUUCCGAUCUGGUGCUCCCAGUGAGCAAACGAGGAAGGUGGAGAAAAAAUCUGCCAAUUAAGUGUCUGUGAUUCCAAAAUCAUCAUUCUCUCAUCUAACCAAAAACCAACAACAUGUACAAUGUAUUGUAGGCUUCUACCAAUUUGCCGAAAUAUACCACAAUUUUGACCAAA